GCUCGAGGCGGCAGUCAAGACCGGCUCCUGGCCCUCCACCGCCGCUGGAAACGAGCCCACCGCCGGGGCACCUGCGCCCGGACCCGCCGCCACCACCGCCGCCACCACCGCCGCCACCACUGGAGGCAAUGGCAGCAGUCACGACCAAAGCCACGACCAAAGCCACCAGCACCACCAGCACCAGCACUCCCCCUGGCCCGCCGACGCUCUGGACAAGUUGCGGUGCUACCUCAAGUCGGUGACCGCCAAGGAUUGCGGCGUGAUGGUCACCCUGCAGCACGCCGCGCCCGCCACAGCCCUCGCAGCCGCAGCCGCAGCCGCCACCGCCACCACCGGCAGCACCGCCGCCGCGCCCGGGGCCGCACCGGCAGGGCCCGAGCCGGACCGGACUCGUUUAACUCAUUUUACACUGGUACCCUCAUUUUCAUUCCUGUAGCACAUACUAACGAGGCAGCCAACGCUCAUGGAGAGGGACAGAGAGGGAUUAGGACUGAACGCAGAUUAAUUAACCAUGACGGAGAUUGAACGCGGAGAAAUGAAGGAGGCCCACGAACUCCAAAUGAUACAAAACCUUAUCAGAUAUGAUUGCGGGUUACAAAGAAGGGGACAGUGUAAACACUCGGCAGU
Chlamydomonas reinhardtii is the source of this 627-nucleotide messenger RNA. RefSeq lists its product as uncharacterized. The record is from RefSeq and is a predicted model, not a curated record. The coding region runs from base 263 to 436 and encodes 57 amino acids. NCBI's taxonomy places the organism in Eukaryota, Viridiplantae, Chlorophyta, Chlorophyceae, Chlamydomonadales, Chlamydomonadaceae. The transcript has 2 exons.